Cynocephalus volans (Philippine flying lemur) is the source of this 3332-nucleotide messenger RNA. RefSeq names its product ADAM metallopeptidase with thrombospondin type 1 motif 17 (gene ADAMTS17). Gene Ontology annotation, molecular function: metalloendopeptidase activity. Gene Ontology annotation, biological process: proteolysis; extracellular matrix organization. NCBI's taxonomy places the organism in Eukaryota, Metazoa, Chordata, Mammalia, Dermoptera, Cynocephalidae. The record is from RefSeq and is a predicted model, not a curated record. Gene Ontology annotation, cellular component: extracellular matrix. The transcript is spliced from 22 exons. Bases 1 to 3276 code for a protein of 1091 amino acids.
AUGUGCGACGGCGCCCUGCUGCCUCCUCUCGUCCUGCCCUUGCUGCUGCUGCUGCUGUGGGGACUGGACCCGGGCACAGCUGUCGGCGACGCGGCGGCCGACGUGGAGGUGGUGCUCCCGUGGCGGGUGCGCCCCGACGACGUGCACCUGCCACCGCUGUCCGGAGCCCCCGGGCCCCGGCGGCGGCGGCGCCCCCGCGCGGCCCCCGCCGCCCCGCGCGCCCUGCUGCUGCACCUGCCGGCCUUCGGGCGCGACCUGUACCUGCAGCUGCGCCGCGACCUGCGCUUCCUAUCCCGCGGCUUCGAGGUGGAGGAGGCGGACACCGCCGGGCGCCGCGGACGCCCCGCAGAGCUGUGCUUCUACUCCGGCCGCGUGCUCGGCCACCCCGGCUCCCUCGUCUCGCUCAGCGCCUGCGGCGCCCACGGCGGCCUGGUUGGCCUUAUCCAGCUUGGGCAGGAGCAAGUGCUAAUCCAGCCUCUCAACAAUUCCCAGGGCCCAUUCAGUGGACGAGAGCAUCUGAUCAGGCGCAGAUGGUCCUCGACACCCAGCCCGCCUGCCGAGGCCCAGGGCCCUGGGCAGCUCUGCAAGGUUCUCACAGAAAAGAAGAAGCCGAGGAGGGCCAGGCCAUUGCGGGACUGGCGGGAGAGGAGGAAUGCCAUCCAGCUCACCAAUGAGCACACGGUGGAGACACUGGUGGUGGCCGACGCCGACAUGGUGCAGUACCACGGGGCCGAGGCUGCCCAGAGGUUCCUCCUCACCGUCAUGAACAUGGUAUACAAUAUGUUUCAGCACCAGAGCCUUGGAAUUAAAGUUAACAUUCAGGUUACCAAGCUUGUCCUGCUGCGACAACGUCCAGCCAAGUUGUCCAUCGGGCACCAUGGCGAACGGUCCCUGGAGAGCUUCUGUCACUGGCAGAAUGAGGAAUACGGAGGAGCGCGGUACCUUGGCAACAAUCAGGUUCCGGGAGGGAAGGACGAUACACCCCCUGUGGAUGCUGCUGUGUUUGUGACCAGGACAGAUUUCUGUGUACACAAAGAUGAGCCGUGCGACACUGUUGGAAUUGCUUACUUAGGAGGUGUGUGCAGCUCUAAAAGGAAGUGUGUGCUUGCCGAGGACAACGGGCUCAACUUGGCUUUUACCAUCGCUCAUGAGCUGGGCCACAACUUGGGGAUGAACCACGACGAUGACCACUCCUCCUGCGCUGGCAGGUCCCACAUCAUGUCGGGAGAGUGGGUGAAAGGCCGGAACCCCAGUGACCUCUCUUGGUCCUCCUGCAGUCGAGAUGACCUUGAAAACUUCCUCAAAUCGAAAGUCAGCACCUGUUUGUUGGUGACGGACCCCAGGAGCCAGUACGCAGUGCGCCUCCCUCACAAGCUGCCGGGCAUGCACUACAGCGCCAAUGAGCAGUGUCAGAUCCUGUUUGGCACCAACGCCACCUUCUGCAGAAACAUGGAGCAUCUGAUGUGCGCUGGCCUCUGGUGCCUGGUAGAAGGAGAUACAUCCUGCAAGACCAAGCUGGACCCUCCCUUGGAUGGCACCGAGUGUGGGGCAGACAAGUGGUGCCGUGCGGGGGAGUGUGUCGGCAAGACGCCCAUCCCGGAGCACGUGGACGGAGACUGGAGCCCCUGGGGCACCUGGAGCAUGUGCAGCCGAACGUGUGGGACGGGAGCCCGCUUCCGGCAGAGGAAAUGUGACAACCCCCCCCCUGGGCCUGGAGGCACACACUGCCUGGGAGCCAGCGUGGAGCAUGCGGUCUGCGAAAACCUGCCCUGCCCCAAGGGUCUGCCCAGUUUCCGGGACCAGCAGUGCCAGGCGCACGGCCGGCUGAGCGGCAAGAAGAAGGGCCUGCUGACAGCAGUGGUGGUUGACGAUAAGCCGUGUGAACUCUACUGCUCGCCCCUUGGAAAAGAGUCCCCACUGCUGGUGGCCGACAGGGUCCUGGAUGGCACGCCCUGCGGGCCCUACGAGACUGACCUCUGCGUGCAUGGCAGGUGCCAGAAAAUCGGCUGUGAUGGUAUCAUCGGGUCUGCGGCCAAAGAAGACCGGUGCGGGGUCUGCAACGGGGAUGGCAAGACCUGCCGCGUGGUGAAGGGUGACUUCAGCCACUCCCGGGGGACGGCUCUCCAAGACUCCAGUAAGAGAUCAAUCAACAGUGACUGGAAGAUAGAACUCCCAGGAGAUUUCCAGAUUGCCGGCACAACCGUCCGCUAUGUGAGAAGGGGCCUGUGGGAGAAGAUUUCUGCCAAGGGACCAACCAAGAUACCACUUCAUCUGAUGGUGUUGUUAUUUCACGACCAAAAUUACGGGAUUCAUUACGAAUACACCAUUCCUGUAAACGACACUGCGGAAAAUCAAAGCGAACCAGAAAAACCGCAAGACUCCUUGUUCAUCUGGACCCACAGCGGCUGGGAAGGGUGCAGCGUGCAGUGCGGCGGAGGGGAACGUAGAACCAUUGUUUCAUGCACACGGAUUGUUAACAAGACCACAACACUGGUGAAUGACAGUGACUGCCCUCAAGCAAGCCGCCCAGAGCCCCAGGUCCGAAGGUGCAACUUGCACCCGUGCCAGUCACGAUGGGUGGCAGGCCCAUGGAGCCCCUGCUCAGCGACCUGUGAGAAGGGCGUCCAGCAUCGAGAGGUGACCUGCGUGUACCAGCUGCAGAAUGGCACACAUGUCGCCACCCGGCCCCUCUACUGCCCAGGCCCCCGGCCAGCGCCCGUGCAGAGCUGCGAAGGCCAGGACUGCCUAUCCAUCUGGGAGGCAUCUGAGUGGUCCCAGUGUUCCGCCAACUGUGGAAAAGGGACACGGAAACGCACCGUGACAUGCACUAACUCACAAGGGAAAUGCGACGCGUCCAUGAGGCCGAAAGCUGAGGAGGCUUGCGAGGACUACUCCGGCUGCUACGACUGGAAGACUGGGGACUGGUCCAAGUGCUCGUCAACCUGUGGGAAGGGCCUGCAGUCCCGCGUGGUGCAGUGCAUGCACAAGGUCACCGGGCGCCAUGGCAGCGAGUGCCCAGCCCUCUCCAAGCCGGCAGCCUACCGACAGUGCCACCAGGAGGUCUGCAACGACAAGAUCAAUGCCAACACCAUCACCUCCCCUCGCCUCGCUGCUUUGACCUACAAAUGCACGCGGGACCAGUGGACGGUGUAUUGCCGGGUCAUCCGAGAAAAGAACCUCUGCCAGGACAUGCGGUGGUACCAGCGCUGCUGCCAGACCUGCCGGGACUUCUAUGCCAACAAGAUGCGCCCGCCGCCUCCACCACCAAGCUCAUGACGCGCAGCCUGGCAUUCGCUCAGCGCUCUGGUCUGAGGCCUGGCGUUUAGUGAGUG